This is a messenger RNA of Darwinula stevensoni, 1224 nucleotides long. The record is from the annotation of a GenBank genome assembly. NCBI's taxonomy places the organism in Eukaryota, Metazoa, Arthropoda, Ostracoda, Podocopida, Darwinulidae.
AUGGUUUAUACGACAACGCAAUGUGGAACCAGACCUGGAUUCUCCGGAUUCCAAACCGAAAUCGCCUCGAGACAAGCAACUCCGGCCGCGAAUUUCUACAAUUGGAUCACGCGUUUCGUCUCCCGGGCGUGGCGCACCGUGCAACCCAGCGACACGGCCUCCGUCCACGUGGAAGCCAGCGAGUCCCACGCGGCGCCGGUGCAGUCGAACGUCACGGACCCGCUGAUCGUGGGAGGCAAUCUUGCGCAGACCGGGGAGGCUCCGUUCAUGGUCCGUCUCGUCAUCGACUUCCCGUCGGGACCCAGUACCUGUGGGGGCUCGGUGAUCAACGAGAAGAACGUCCUCACUGCCGCUCAUUGUCUCGUGGACACGUCGGAAAAAGCCACAGGUGGAAUUGCGAUCGCAGGGACGAAUUACGUGGACACCACCACGAACCCCGUCACCUUUGGACCGACGGCGCAGUCCAUUUCUUUUGCGUCUUAUGACUACCAUCGCACAAACUUCAAGAAAGGCUACGACAUCGCCAUCAUUCAUCUCUCUUCGAGCCUUGUCUUCAACGACAACGUGCAGCCGAUCUGCCUGCCGACUUCGGACGACAAGAACCUCGCCGGAUGCACGAAUUAUGCCUACGGAUGGGGGGACACGUCCGCACCGGAUGGACAACAGAGUCCGGACUUGAAGAAAUUGAGGGUGAACGUGAAGAGCAUGGCGUUUUGCUCAUCGCUUGGUUUUCUCAAGUCAGCUCAACUCUGCGUCUCGGCGUAUACCGGCCCGGCGGGUGUAUGCGCAGGUGACAGUGGCGGUCCCGUCGUGACGACGUACAACGGAAGGCUGUAUCAGAGCGGUAUUACGUCCUACGGGCCCACAUCUUGCACCAAGAGCAACGUCUUCACCCGAGUCUCUUACUACAGCGACUGGAUUGCAGCAAACAUCAAAUGAAGACAAGACUGCUCGAGACGGGUGGCGCGUACGUGUUCGAUGGGCGCACUGGUGACAGAUCUACAGGUGGCGGGCGCACGGUUGCACAAAUCAUUGGUCUACCGUUGUGUUGUUGUUUUUCUGGACAUUUCGCCGAUUUUACCGGCGCAAAAGGAAUUAGUGUCUGUGAAAGCAUUCAUUUCAAGAUUAUCGGGUUGGAAAUGUUCAUCUCAGCACACUUCGGAAGUGUUGCAAAUCUUGUCAGUCAUUCAGUAUGUGCAAAGUGGCAGAAAAACAAAUUCCGUG